Messenger RNA from Polypterus senegalus (gray bichir), 1599 nucleotides. Its product is annotated as keratin, type II cytoskeletal 8-like. NCBI's taxonomy places the organism in Eukaryota, Metazoa, Chordata, Cladistia, Polypteriformes, Polypteridae. The record is from RefSeq and is a predicted model, not a curated record. The coding region runs from base 113 to 1324 and encodes 403 amino acids. Gene Ontology annotation, cellular component: keratin filament. The transcript is spliced from 9 exons.
UUUUUUGGAUGGGGAGGAGGAGCACCGAGGCUUUUAGAUGCAGACAUCUAACCUUGAUGCCAUUGCUGUGAUCAUCCACCAUACCACUUGCCAAUAAGCUGCCUGCUCGAAGAUGGACGGUGCGCGGAACUUCAGCAGCUUCUCUUACUCGUCCCCCUUAAAUCGCGCCAGUCGCCUGUACAGGACGCCGUCUUCCGCAGGGAUCCUCGUUUCUAACAGCCCCGCUCAACAGAUUGACCCAGAGAUCCACGAGAUUAAAAAGCAGGAAAAAGAAGAAAUUAAAGGAUUGAAUAACCGAUUCGCCAAUUACAUUGACAAGGUUAGGUCACUGGAGAAGCAAAACAAGGUUUUGGAGACCCAGCUCAAAAUAUUACAGGAGAAAGAGGAUUACAAGUCCAACAUUGAUCAGAUCGUAGCUGCUUUUAGCAGCAAUUUGAAGCAACAGAUACAUAUUCUGGAUAAUGAAAAGGAGAAGUUACAACAGGAACUGGACCGUGUACAAGACUUAGUAGAGGAAAACAAGAACAAGUAUGAAGAAGAGAUCAAUAAGCGCAAUGACUUGGAAAAUGAUUUUGUAUUCAACAAGAAGGAUGUAGAUGAGGGAUUCCUUCAGAGGGUGGAGCUGGAAUCGAAGCUAGACAGUCUAAUGGAUGAGCUGGACCUCCUGAAGAAACUCUACAAUGAAGAAAUUCAAGAGAUGCAGUCCCAUAUGAAUAACAUUCCAGUCACUGUGGAAAUGGACAACAGCAGGGGCCUUGAUAUGGACCAUAUCAUUCAGCAGGUUAAGGCUCAGUAUGAGAGGAUUGCCUCCCGUAGUCGUGAAGAGGCUGAGCAAUGGAAUAAAGUGAAGUUUGAUGACAUGAAGCAGCAAGCAAACCAAUAUGACAAGGAGCUGAGGGAGACCAAAAAAGAGAUUGCAGACAUUACUCGUCUGAUACAAAGACUGAGCUCUGAUGCUGAAGCCCUAAGGAAUCAGAGAACUAACCUGGAAAAUUCUUUUGCUGAAGUUGAGGAGCGUGGACAAGCUAUGGUGAAUGAUGCCAAAAUUCAAAUCACUGAGUUGGAGGAAGCCCUUAAGAGAGCUAAACAAGACAUGGCACAGCAAGUGAAAGACUAUCAAGAUCUUAUGAACCUUAAGCUGGCACUAGAUAUUGAGAUUGCCACCUACACAAAACUCUUGGAAGGAGAAGAGAGCAGAAUUGGAAACCAAGGAGUGGUCAGAUUCAUCCCACGACCAACUGUGCCCAACAGGUUUAACCCUCCUAGUCCAGAAACUUCUCCUAAGAAUCCUGAGUCUAAUGCAAUUGACCAGUUAGAUUUCUAAAAACCCUAACCCUGUGUGUGUCACUUACGGAGUUCAGUAGCCAUCGCAGACUACAUCCAUGACCUACUGUCUCUCAGAAGAGUGUGACAUUCCUCAAAAGUCAAGAAAAAGCAAAAAGGAGUUUGUCAAAUCAGUGGCAGCCACUUGUGUGAUUACUAAAUGUAUAACAGAAUGCUAUUGUGCUCAAAAAUAGUAAACUGCUUGCUACUAACCAUUGGUUAUGUAAACCAGGUGAAAGGUGGUGGAAGCAUUAAAAAACUUUAAACUGCCAGUUA